Molecule: messenger RNA, 310 nt
Organism: Racocetra persica
Lineage: Eukaryota; Fungi; Glomeromycota; Glomeromycetes; Diversisporales; Gigasporaceae
Source: the annotation of a GenBank genome assembly
UUAAUGGAAGAUGAUCUAGAACCUGGAAAAAUGGGUCCUAUAACAAAUAAGUUUGCAACUAACAUGUUCAAUGAAUGGGAAAGCGUUGGAUUAGACACAAAAAUUUGCUACAAGUUACAAAAGAAUUUAGAACAAAAUAAAAUGCUCAAAAAUAUUUGGAGUGAACAAAGAAUAAUUGACUCAAAAACUACUAAUAUUGGUGACAUGCAUGUUAAGAAUUGGAUUGAACAAUAUCUGGGAGUAAGAUUAACAUUGUCAAAGCUUCUAAAUAUUACUAAUGAGGAAUUCGAUAAAACUCUUGAUAUUGUCC